Molecule: messenger RNA, 1008 nt
Organism: Thamnophis elegans (Western terrestrial garter snake)
Lineage: Eukaryota; Metazoa; Chordata; Lepidosauria; Squamata; Natricidae
Gene: HORMAD2
Product: HORMA domain containing 2
Exons: 10
Coding region: 163-1008 (281 amino acids)
Source: RefSeq, a predicted model, not a curated record
CUCAUAUUCAGGAGGGUGCUGAUGGCAAUUUGUGCUCAUCAUAGAUGAUCAGAUCAAAGGAUAAGCUGGAUGCACAUUGUUUGGAUGUAAAAAUUAUAUCAAACAUAGAACUGUCUCGUCUUCCUUUAGGUUGUGACCCAAAAGCCAGCUCUCUAAAUUAAUAUGGCUACUGCCCAAAUCAUGCACAACAGCCAGAAGCGUAAAACCUUGAAGGAAACGGCCCUCUUUCCAAGCCGAAUUGCUUCUCAGCAAGAGUCCCUGAUUCUGGUGAAAAGGCUGCUUGCAGUUUCAAUUUCCUGCAUCAGUUACCUGCGAGGUCUCUUCCCGGAAAGCUCUUAUGGAACCUGCUAUUUAGAGGAUAUAUGUUUAAAAAUCCUCCGAGAAGAUAAAAGUUGCCAAGGAGCACUUCAGGUAGUAAAAUGGAUCCAGGGAUGUUUCGAUGCACUGGAAAAGAACUAUCUACAUAUGGCAGUUUUGGCAAUCUAUACCAAUCCCAAAGAGCCUGAGCGCUUGACAGAAUUCUAUCAAUUCAAAUUCAAAUACUCAAAGAAUGGACCUCAGAUGGACUUCGCUAGUUCUCAAGUCAGCUUUCACAAUGGAACAAAUAGCCAAGAAAUUAAAAAAGCCAGUAUUCUACUCGUCCGCAAGUUGUAUAUAUUGAUGCAGCAUCUUGGACCCCUACCUAAUGAUGUGACUUUGACCAUGAAGCUGUUCUAUUACAAAGAUGUCACACCCAUUGAUUACCAGCCUCAUGGCUUCAAGGAAGGCGACAGCUCAGACGGUCUGCUUUUUGAUGGUGAUCCUGUGAACCUCAAAGUAGGAUCUGUUUCCACUGGAUUCCAUGUGUUGAAAGUGAGGGUAACAACAGACAGCAAAAGGGUGGGGAUGCUGGAGAACAGUCUGGUGGAAGAGAACGGUCCUACUGAAAUCUCCCACCAAGGUUUAGACUGUGAUGAUGAAGAUGAAGAAGAGGACAGCACUAAAGUACCAGAACAGAUCUGGAUCUAG